This is a messenger RNA of Aspergillus ochraceoroseus IBT 24754, 1472 nucleotides long. RefSeq lists its product as uncharacterized. The transcript has 2 exons. Bases 372 to 1286 code for a protein of 304 amino acids. NCBI's taxonomy places the organism in Eukaryota, Fungi, Ascomycota, Eurotiomycetes, Eurotiales, Aspergillaceae. The record is from RefSeq and is a predicted model, not a curated record.
ACAUCAUUUGCCAUCUUGGGAGAUUUUCGCUGACAACAAAAUCACCACCACAGGCAAUGGAUUUCCAUGGAAAUGACGUCGGAUACAGAGGUAGGCGACCCUACGCCUGCAUGCCGACCUAACCUAACCGUGGCGGUCUUCUCAAUUGGCCUUUUCCUACUGACGUAGAGUUGGAGGUCUCCGCUCGAUAAGCUUUGGCCCCGUCGUCCACAACGAGAUUGUUCUAUAAAGCAACCUCGUACUUUCAGAAAGUGGCGACCUAGAUAGUCUUGAACAUUCUCAUCCAAAUACGCACUCCCUGAAUCAAAGUACACUACGCCGAAACAAUAAGCAAAAACCAUUUCCCAUACAACCACCGACACCUAUUCGUCAUGGAGACCAUCACCCAGACAAUCCACAACGCUUCCAAUGCGUUUUGGAAUGAAGUCCAGGCCUUGCAGUCUGGGGGAAAGCCGCAAACGGAGCACCAUGAGCACGAACCUUCUGAAUCUCAGUCCGAGCAGAAACGCCAGUCAUACAGCGAGGAGCCUAUGGCCGGUAUCCAGGGUAAAGGCACAGCAACGGACCCCUACGACGCCGGAAACAGGGAAGACCAAGAAUGCCAGGAAAACACAGCGGUGAUCGCGGAACCACUUGCCUCUAUCACGCCCGCUCUAGCCCAAACCCACCUUACAGACCAGGCCGCGGACCAAGUGCCUAAACAAGAACCGACCCAAACACAACCUUGUACUUAUACUCAUACUUAUGCUCAUCCUCAUCCUCGCACUCCUGAUCUGGGUCCUGGAAACCCUAUCAUUGACGAACCCUCGCCAUUACAGAAAGAACCAACCCCUACAAGCUUCCCGCCUGUCGCUACUAUCCCUGUUAAGCAGUACAUGAUCAAGACCGCUGAAGAAGAAGAAGAAGAAGAAGAAGAAAAAGAGGCAGAAAAAGAAGGAGGAGGAGAAGAAGAUCGCUCCGCUGCUCCUAUCCCCCAAACUACAGAACCCCCCAGCACCCGAGAUAACCUAAGCCACACUUACAACAGUCCCCCCGAACAGAGAACCCAAAUGACCCCAUCCACCACCGACCCCUACAUCGCUCCUCCGCGCGGCGAAUCAAGCUCCACCGCACACAAGCAACAAGCCAGCGCAGAAGCUCCCAAGGGACCCGAAUAUGCUGCGCCGCGGGCACCUCGUGGAUUGGAGAAAAGGCUAGACGAGAAUCAGAUGAUGAAGGAGGCAGAGAGGCAGCAUGAGUACGGCAGGCCCACUAGUGCAGGUUUGUUUCCUUUCUUUCUUCUGUAAAUGCCCCCCCCAUUCCUAACAUGAUACCUGCAGGUGGAGUGAACGAAUCCUCUGCUUUUUCGUCUUCGAGUGGUCCUGGCGAUAGUCGCAGUCGCAGUACAGGCACUGGUACCGGUACCGGUGAUAACCAUGCCGAGCAGCAGCAGCAGCAGCAGCCGCCGCCGCCGCCGCAUCAUCACAAGUCUA